This is a messenger RNA of Thyridium curvatum, 1191 nucleotides long. RefSeq lists its product as uncharacterized. The transcript has 4 exons. Lineage: Eukaryota; Fungi; Ascomycota; Sordariomycetes; Thyridiales; Thyridiaceae. Bases 1 to 1191 code for a protein of 396 amino acids. The record is from RefSeq and is a predicted model, not a curated record.
AUGCCCGGUGGAACCAGAGUGACACAUGCGCGCCGAUUCGGCGACUCAGCAUGGACCAAGACCGCCAAAAUCGAGACUAUUACGCCAGAGGGGACACCAAAAACCUACUUUCUCAAGGUAGCAGCAGGACCCAGCGCACGAGCUAUGUGUGAAGGCGAGUUCGUUUCCGCAAAACUCAUACGAGAAGCUGUGCCGAACAUGGUCCCGGAGCCCUAUGGUUGGGGUUCGUACUUUGACGACUCAGCAAAUGCAUCAUCCACCGAGCCAGAGGCGGAUUCUUUCCAGAGCGACGAAUCAGAGAGCGAUUCUGAAAGCGAGCCCGGUAGUGACUGGACGUCGAUAGCUUCUUCUGACGACGCCAGCGAAGCAGACAACCCAGGCGGCACUGGCGGCGCGGACGAAGACCAAGAUGAGCGAGAUACCAAGACUUAUUUCUACCUGGGCGAGUUCAAGCAUAUGGACUUUGACGAGCUCCCGGACCCAGACAAGUUGCUCGGCAUGUUGGCCAAGAUGCACACGAAGGGCACGUCCCCGAAUGGCAUGUUCGGAUUUCCCGUCGCAACCGCCUGUGGACGGAUGCAAAGGACCGUGACAUGGGAGAAGAGCUGGGCCAAGUCCUUUGCCUACCAGCUCAAGAACGUCAUGCAGUAUGACAUGGAGAAGCAUGGACCCUGGCCUGAGUUUGAGGAGGUGUGUGACGAGAUCAUCGAGGUCGUGGUCCCGCGACUACUCAAUCCGUUGCAGGAAGAUGGGCGCGAGCUCCGGCCCGCCUUAGUUCACGGCGACUUCUGGGAGAAGAACAUUGCCCUGGACCACGACACAAAGGAGAUUGUGGUCUUUGACCCGGGAUGUGUCUAUGCACACAACGAGAUGGAAUUCGGAACCUGGAGGAGCCAAUGGGCUACUCAUUUUGUCACAAAACCUGAGUACAAAGCUGCUUAUGACAAGCUGAUUCAACCUUCCGAGCCGAAGGAACAGUACAACGACCGACUGCGUCUCUACAUUGUCCGAUCCCACCUCAAUGGUUCGGCGGGAGAUUUCGGGACCGAGCUGAGGCAGCUUGCGUACAAUGACAUGCUCUUCCUCUGUGAGAAGUACGGGAAGCUGCCAGGACAGGACAGAUACGAUCCUCAGAAAGACCUCCAGGUUACUGGAGCAUACAAGGCCUUCGAUCCGACGAUCGAAAGAUGA